This is a messenger RNA of Candidozyma pseudohaemuli, 6462 nucleotides long. It is a transcript of the gene RAD50, whose product is annotated as MRX complex DNA-binding subunit. Gene Ontology annotation, molecular function: double-stranded telomeric DNA binding; G-quadruplex DNA binding; ATP hydrolysis activity. The coding region runs from base 1 to 6462 and encodes 2153 amino acids. The record is from RefSeq and is a predicted model, not a curated record. The transcript is spliced from 2 exons. Lineage: Eukaryota; Fungi; Ascomycota; Pichiomycetes; Serinales; Metschnikowiaceae. Gene Ontology annotation, cellular component: Mre11 complex; nucleus; condensed nuclear chromosome. Gene Ontology annotation, biological process: chromosome organization involved in meiotic cell cycle; telomere maintenance via telomerase; telomere maintenance via recombination.
AUGAAACGUCAGGGCGCCCAGCAAAGAGCAACCCCGACCUCCCUGGAGCAGCCACGUCUGCUAGACCAGCGCCAGCAACAAAAGGACAACUCCAUGAGACUUGAGGUGGGUAACUACCACAAUCUGCCCAUGGCUCCACAGACCGUGCCUUCGGCUGCUCCGCAUUUCAACCAGUCCCGCCACAACUCGCAAGCGUUUCUUUUCAACCCAGGCCGCCAGGACCUGAUGCUGACGCUUUUGAACCUGUACCCACUUCCCAAUACCCAGCAGCCCCAGGGUCAGGGCAAACGGCAGGAUCUGAGCUUCCCAAGCUACUACAUGGGGCUGCGUGACUCCUUGAGCGGCGCUGCGGGUCUCCCGCCUGAAAGCGGGCCGCCUGGACGCCUCAGAGGCGAUUCCAUCUUUCUUCCUCCUCCGGUGAGUUCCAAGCAUCCUUCUGAAGACGGGCUGGGCCAGCAGAACGCCCAGGCUCAGUACCAGCAGCAGUUCCCAGGGCAGCUGCGCUCCAACAGCAUUUUCAGCUCGUUGAUCCAGAUCCCAGGGUCGUCGCUGAAUCUGGUGCUGGAGCCAUCCAAAGGUGGAAACCAGGGCACCGCAAGCCCGAAAAAGAAGCAGCAGGAGGAAUUUCCCACGUACGAUUCCAAGGACUCCAUUGGCCAGAUGUUUGGGUGGUCUCAGACGCCGUCCAAGCUGAACAAGGGCUCGAAGCUCUCGUUUGACAUUCUGAAUGCAUUCCUAGAGAACUCGGGCCUCCUGGGCUCCAUUGCGGGUGUUUCCAACGACAGCAUCAACGCCUUUUUGGCAAACUUGCAAAGCAGCGGCUCUGUCGACUUCAAUAGCAUGAGCGACCAGCAACGGCGUGAUUCGCUUAUCAAGUUCAUCAACGAUCAGCAGCAUGUCGAGCAGCCCAGGAAAACGUCUCUGCGGACAACUUUAAGGGAAGACAUUUUCGACAAACUGAGAGGCAGCUCCACGCUGCGUUCCGGUGGUCAGCGCAAGUCGAGUCUAGGCAUGUCUGACCAACGGCUUUCCCCACUGUCGUCCAUGUCGUCCAAGCUGUCACAUCGCUACCAGGACGAACCCCAUUCACCCAAAACGUCGCCUAGCCAAGUGAAACGUACCUUAGACCCGCAGGAGACUCUUGCUCCUCCCCAUCAACACUAUCCUUCCACAGCCCAUCCAGCAUCCAUCCAGAAGCCUUCGAACAACAACUUCUACCAAAAUGCUUAUCAACAGUAUCCCGUCUACGACAAUAACGUGCGCUAUCCAGUGCAGCAGAAGCAGCAACAAGAACCCCCUCCAUCUCAGAGAAACAUGAAUCCUCAGGUUCAGCAGUACCACCAGAGCCAAAUGCCCAUGUAUAAUCAGUUCCAGCAACCACAACAGCUUCCUCCACAGUCUCAGCAGCAUCUACCGAACCAGCAACAACAUCCCCAGCAAGAUCAACACCAGCAAAACCAGGGCUUUGAUGUCCAGGGAACUCCAGCCUAUUCUCCUCAGAUGCUCAAAAACCCUCCCCAGCAGUUCUCUCCUGGUAAAAACUACGCCUACGGCAACAUGCAAAACCAGAGAGAUGCUUAUGCUGUACAGCAACAAGCUACGAAUCCGAACUUGUUGCCUGCCCAGCAAUUUGCCAGAUCUGAGGAUGGAAGACCGUUAUUGGGAGCCACCAAGGUUGACCAGCUUAUGCUUGUGAUUCAAGCCAGAGAGAAGGGAAACACUGGAGCGAUCAAACAGGCUGCUGACGGAAGCAUUCUUGCUCUGCCAAACUCCAACCAUGAAAAGAGCGCUGUGAUACCGCUGACGGUGGAUUUGGUUGGUGGUAUUGAAAAACCUCAGCGUGAAGACGAAGAACAGCCUGAAGGCCCAGAACGUAAGAAGAAGCGCAAGGGCAAGACGCAACAAUGCCCUUACUGUUUCAAGACUUUCAACCAGUCCACACACUUGGAGGUUCAUGUGCGUUCUCACAUUGGAUACAAGCCGUUCCAGUGCUCCUACUGUCUCAAGAGAUUCACUCAGGGCGGUAACUUGAGAACACACAUGCGGCUUCAUACUGGAGAGAAACCAUUUACGUGCGAGGUUUGCAACCGUUCGUUCAGCAGAAAAGGAAACCUUGCCGCUCACAUGUUGACUCACAAUAAGGAGAAACCUUACGAGUGCAAGCUUGACAAUUGCGACAAGUCGUUCACCCAGCUUGGUAACUUGAAGUCGCAUCAGAACAAGUUCCACUUGCCCACGUUGAACCGGUUGACGCAAACUCUCGCUGAACUCAGUGGUGAGGCCUUGGAACGUUUACCACCUGAAGAGAAAGAGCUCCUCAGCUACUUCCGCAAGCUCUACAAGAACCUGAACAAGGGCAUUCGUGGGCGUGGUCGUGGCGGUAAAGGAGCUCUUGACGAUGACGCCAUUUCUGGCGAAUCCAGUGUGCAGCUGAGUCCUCAGCAGUUGAAGCUUCCCAGGGCAGACGGGCAGAUGCAGAUGUCACAGCAAGAGCUCAACACCCUGCACAGAAACCACAUCAAGCAGCCUGAUCCUACUACUGAGCUCCAAAAGACCCCGCCAAUUUCCACCAUGCUGAGUCUCUACAAACUCUCAAUCUCGGGAAUACGAUCCUUUUCUCCGAAAGACAACGAAAUCAUCCAGUUUGGCGCGCCGCUCACGCUUAUAUGUGGUCAAAACGGCUGUGGAAAAACCACCGUGAUCGAAUGCCUAAAAUACGCUACUACAGGCGAUUUGCCACCCAAUUCCAAAGGAGGCGCGUUUGUGAACGACCCUGCUGUUGCAGACAGGCUGAUGGUGAAUGCCGAGAUCAAAUUGGGCUUCAUUUCGGUGGAUAAUAAGCUGAUGACGGUGACUCGAAGUAUGCAGUUGACCAGGAAACGAACAGGACGCCUGACGACUUCCACAAACACGUUCAAGACUCUUGAAGGUCAAUUGGCUGUUCACGCCAAGGGCCGCAAAACGUCGAUAUCCACCAAAAACGCAGAAUUGGACACCAGAGUUCCUCAGUACUUGGGUGCAUCCAAGGCUGUUCUAGAAUACGUGAUUUUCUGCCACCAGGAGGACAGCUUGUGGCCAUUGAGCGAGGCCAGUGUGUUGAAGAAGCGGUUCGACGAGAUUUUCGAGGCGUCCAAAUUCACAAAGGUGUUGGACAACUUGAAGGUGAUCACCAAGGAAAUGGCUACCGAUAUCAAAUUGCUAGAACAGAGCGUGCUGCACGCCAAUUUGGAUAAAAAGAGGGCAGGAAAGAUCAGGGAUAAGGUUUCGGAAAGCAGAGCCAAGGUGGAGCAGUACAAUGCUGAGAUUGCCGAGCUCAAUAUGGAAAUCGAGGCCUUGGAGAAACAGGCAGACGACCUUUUUCACUCAAAUCAGCUGUUUCAGAAGACCCUUUCGGAGCAUGAGCGGCUCAAAAUAAUGUACGAAACGACGGAAAACAACCAUCGCCGUUUGGGCCUGUCGAUUGAGGUUUUGCGGGAAACUGAUGAGGAAUUGAGUCACCAGUUGUCCAAUUUUGCGCUGAUACAGCAGCAGAAGUCCGAGGAUGUGGAAGAAAAAGAGCUUUUGGUGGUCGAUCUCGAUGCCCAGCUGCUGGCGUUGCAAGAAAGCCUCUCCAAAUUGACCAGAGACGAGGGUAUUUUGUUCAGCAAGAAAGAGGCCUACGAGGAGCGCAAAAAGAGGUUUUUGGAAAGUCUGCAGCAGCUCAGGGAGAAGUAUGGACUUGGUGAUGCUCUAAUAGAAGAUCUCAAGGCGCUUGUGCUUCAAACAGAGGACCAAUACAACAGGUUGGUGAAUGCUAAUAAGCAGCAGAUUGAGGAGGCAACGUCCAAGGUCAAGGAAGCCGAAAAAGUGCUUUCUCGUGAAGAACAGCAUAAAAGCUACAACGCAGAAGAGAUCAAAAACACAAAAGCCAAGCUCAAGGAGUAUCAUGCCAAGGUAAGCUCUUCUGCUGCUAGUGAGGAUAACCUUACCAUCGAAAGUGCCGAGCUCGACUCGCUUCAAAAGAAGUUGGCCAAGAAGAAGGAAGGCGAUAAUACAAAGGCGCUUUCAAAGAGCAUACAGCAGGAUACCGAGAAGCUCCAUGUUUUGGAGAAUGACCUUGAUGAUCUUAUGAGGAAGAUCACUACUGCAAACAAACAAGCAGAUCUAUUCAGCAAGUUAGAUUUGCUCAAGGAUGCUGUAACCGUUAAAAACGACGUGCUUCAAAAAAAUCUUUCGCUGAACCAAGACAGCUUUCAGAAGGUUACAGGCAAGGAGUUAGCUGAUUCUGGAGAAGCCGCUCUUGACGACAUUUUGGUGAAUCUCAACACUAAGGAGAAGGACCAGAUGGAUUCAAGCAAAGCCUUGGUGUCGAAGCUAGACAAGCUCAAGGCUAAUAACGAUUCUGAUAGUGUCGCCUUAAAGAAAAUUGAGGAUGCUCUCUCCUCGCAUACGGCCAAUAUACUCAAGGUGAUUGAGAAGAACGAGAUUGACCAGUUUGAAGAAUUGGUCCAGGAAGCCGAGGAGGACUAUAAUACCGCCACCUACAAUUUGAACACCUUUGACGUCACCAAAAGCUUCAAAGUCAAAGCCAUUGAAAUCGCCAAACAGUCCAAGUGCUGUACGCUUUGCAACAGAGGCUUUUCAAACUCCGAGCUUGAUACGUUUAUUCUGGAAGUGCAGCAAAACCUCAAUAAUGUGACUGCUAAGAAGCUACAAGAGGAUGUGGAUUCCACCAAGAAGGAUGUGGACCAGAUGAAGGCGAUCAACUAUGAUGUUUUGCAAUAUCGCUCUUUGACGAAAGAGGUUUCCAACUACAAGCUGCUGAUCCAGAAAAGAGUCGAGGAAAUACAACAGCUUCAGAAGGAGUAUGAUGUUUUGGAGAACAGCCUUGAAGAAACCAAGAACUCUCUCAAUGAAGCAAACAGGCUUAAACAGCCGCUCAGCAACAUCACGAGAUUAAAAGAUGAGAUCAACCAUUCCAAGAAGCAGAUUGAGGAUGUUCAGCUGGAGCUUGAUGCAAGUGGCGCUUCUUCGAUGUCCAUGAAUGAACUUCAAAAGUUGCAGCAGGAAAAGAAUUUUGAACUCAAGAGAUUGCGCCAGAGCAUUGCAGAUGCAACAGAUGAAAGAGAUUCGCUCCAGAAGGAGCUUUCCAGAAUUGAAGGGCAGAUCAAGGACAAGGAGCUUCUGAUCAGUAACUUGAAGAAUUCCAUGAAUGAGCUUGUCACUUUGCGGAGUACCAUUGACGAGACAGAAAAGCAUCUCGUUUCUUUGCAGGAGAAGCAGAAAUCGAUCGAGGGAAAUGUCAAGGAGUACGAGCUGAAGUUGGCUGAUGUUUCCAAAGCUUUUGACACUUUGAAGGAACAACUUUCGAAGGAGGAAUCGGCUUUGCAUGAAAAGCUCCAGAAGUGCCAGCAGGAUGAAGCAGAGUUGCGUGAUCUUUCACAACACAUCGCCGCUUUCGAGGAGCAGGAUCUCCAUAAAGUGAAGGAGAACCAGCGUCAAAUCAGCGAAGCAAGGGCCAAGAUCCAGGAGAUCACCAAUUCCAGAAAAGCGUUGGAUAAGGAGAUGACGGCCUUGAAGAGUGCCCUCAACGACGCCGCUAAAACGAAACGUAACAUUGAAGACAACAUCGAGUACAGAAACACAGAACAAGAGCUCGACUCCAUCAGAGCCCAGAUUGAACAGCUCGAUGUUUCCAAUGCUGAAGUCGAAAAAGAGACCUACCAAGCUGCAUCUAAGAAACUUCGUGAUCAGAUCAACGAUCUCAACAGCCAGCAUUUUGGAAAAGCCGGUGAAGUGAAGCAGAUCAAUGACCAGAUUCAGCAGCUUCAACAGGAGCUCAAUCUGGAGUUCAAGGACGUGGAGAAGAUGUACCACAAGGAGUGGAUCAAGCUUCAGACAAAUAUGCUUGUUUCCAAGGAUCUCCAGACCUAUUCUCUGGCUCUCGACAACGCCAUCAUGAAGUACCACAGCAUGAAGAUGGACCAGAUCAACAAGAUCUUGAGAGAACUCUGGAACCAGACUUACAAGGGCACUGAUAUCGACCGAAUUGAGAUCAAGUGCGAUGUGAAUACACUGGGAAGAGGCCGUUCGUACAACUACCGUGUGGUGAUGUACAAGAAAAGCUCGGAGUUGGAUAUGAGAGGAAGGUGUUCUGCCGGUCAGAAGGUUUUGACCAGUAUCUUGAUUCGUUUGGCUUUGGCGGAGUGUUUUGGAACAAACUGCGGUAUGAUUGCCUUGGACGAGCCUACGACGAAUUUGGAUACAGAAAAUGCCGAAUCGCUAGCCACGGCGUUGAAUUCCAUCAUUGAUGCCCGGAAAAACCAGAAAAACUUUCAGCUCAUUGUUAUCACACACGACGAGAAGUUCUUGAGCCACAUCAACGGCGAAAGCUACAUUGACAACUUCUACCGAAUCGAGCGUGACGAAAACCAGUAUUCUGUGAUAAAGAGCUUGCCCAUUCAUCUCAUGCAAGAUGAGUAA